This is a messenger RNA of Nicotiana attenuata, 2061 nucleotides long. Its product is annotated as monofunctional riboflavin biosynthesis protein RIBA 3, chloroplastic. Gene Ontology annotation, molecular function: 3,4-dihydroxy-2-butanone-4-phosphate synthase activity; GTP cyclohydrolase II activity. The transcript is spliced from 6 exons. Lineage: Eukaryota; Viridiplantae; Streptophyta; Magnoliopsida; Solanales; Solanaceae. Gene Ontology annotation, biological process: riboflavin biosynthetic process. Gene Ontology annotation, cellular component: cytosol. Bases 172 to 1752 code for a protein of 526 amino acids. The record is from RefSeq and is a predicted model, not a curated record.
CUCUUUUAUUAGUUUCACGUCAUUGGAUAAGAAGAGAGAAAACUAGAGGUGCUCUUUUUUCCCUCUUAAAAUGGCGCCUUUUGCAAACUCCAAAUCCAAGUACAAUAUUAUCAGCCAAAAAAACCAGUAAAACUACAAUUCAGUUAACUUCCAAUAUUUUCUGUUCCUUUCAUGGACUCCGUCGUGUUUAAGCAUCCAUCAUUUCCAACAAUAUUCAUUUGCUCAAAUUUUUUGUGGACUUCUCAAAAUAUAGUUGGAUUUGGGCAAUACAGAAAAAGAACAGUAUUUACUACAUUUUGUUCCGCUGAAAUUAACCCAUUUGAAAGCAAUCAAAAUGGUUCUGUAUUUGGUGCUUUGAAUGAUCAGAAUUCUUCAGUUCCAUUUGAAACGUUGAGUGCUGAAAUAACACCAGAAACUAUUGAUUUCUUUGUGAGUGAUGCUGAGGGUGAUCCUGAUUGUCCCUCUAAUGGUUAUUCUUCAAUUGGAGAGGCAAUUACUGCAUUACGUGAAGGAAAGUUUGUGAUUGUUGUAGAUGAUGAAAGUGGGGAAGUGGAAGGAAACCUUGUAAUGGGAGCAUCCUUUGCUAGUGCAGAGGCAAUUGCUUUCAUGGUAAGACAUGGAUCAGGCAUUAUUUCUGUAGGGAUGAAAGAAGAGGAUCUUGAAAGGCUCAAGCUUCCUUUAAUGUCACCUGAAAAAGAAGAUGAUUCUUCUGCUCCAUCCUUCACAAUCACAGUGGAUGCAAAGGUGGGAACAUCUACUGGUGUAUCGGCUUCAGACAGGGCUAAAACUGUGCUUGCUUUGUCAUCUCCUACUUCAAGUCCUGAAGAUUUCAGAAGGCCAGGCCACGUUUUCCCCCUUAAAUAUCGAAAUGGUGGGGUCUUAAGAAGAUUUGGUCAUACUGAGGCUUCUGUUGAUUUAGUAAUGUCAGCCGGCUUGCAACCAGUUUCUGUUCUUUCAACUGUAGUUGAUAAAAAUGAUGGUUCAAUAGCCACCAUGCCUAUUUUGGAGAAUUUGGCCUUGGAGCACAAGAUUCCGAUUGUCUCAAUAACUGAUUUAGUAAGAUAUAGGAGAAAGAGGGAAAACCUUGUCGAAGGAACUGCAGUGUCACGUUUACCUACCAAAUGGGGAUUAUUCGAGGCUUACUGCUACCGCUCAAAGCUUGAUGGAACUGAGCAUAUAGCUGUUGUAAAGGGUGAUAUCGGGAAUGGUCAAGAUGUGUUGGUAAGGGUACACUCGGAGUGUUUGACGGGGGACAUAUUUGGAUCUAGACGAUGUGAUUGUGGUAAUCAACUGGAUUUGGCAAUGCAGUUGAUUGAGGAAGCUGGUAGAGGUGUGGUUAUCUAUCUCAGAGGCCACGAAGGAAGAGGCAUUGGCCUCGGUAACAAGCUUCAGGCUUAUAACUUACAAGAUCAAGGCCAUGAUACUGUUGAAGCCAAUUUAAAACUCGGCUUUGCUGCAGAUGCUCGUGAAUAUGGCAUUGGUGCACAGAUGUUGAGGGAUAUAGGAGUUCGUACCAUGCGGUUAAUGACUAACAAUCCAGCAAAAUUUACCGGUUUAAAGGGCUAUGGUUUAGCUGUCGUUGGACGCGUACCAGUUUUGACACCCUUCACAGAGGAAAACAGGAAGUAUUUGGAAACAAAACGAACAAAAAUGAGUCAUAUAUAUGGAUCUGAUGUGCAGGGACCAAUUAAGGCGUCCAUCAACCGAAAUUUAAAGAAACAAGAUCCGCCCCAGGAAAGAAAAGAAAGUUGAAUAAUAGCAGAUUACUUUCAAGAAGGGAGAUUCUCUCAUCUGUUUCAUACUUGAUUCACAUUUCUUUGGACAACUAAUUUUUUGAGGUAUAUUCAAUUAAAGAAAAGAAAAUGCACUAAAGCAGCAAUGAUACAUAUAUACUUUCUAAAUGCUGCUUUCUUCAGUUCCCCUACUAGAUAAUUAUGUACAUCCAAAAUCCAAAAGUUCAAUAAUUUUCUUUUGAACUUUUGACUUUCUUUAUCUCAUUUUAUCUUUUAACAUGGAGGCCAUUGGUAUAAGGAUCUGUUAACUGUUAUUUUGAGGGCACAA